Molecule: messenger RNA, 1278 nt
Organism: Aspergillus niger
Lineage: Eukaryota; Fungi; Ascomycota; Eurotiomycetes; Eurotiales; Aspergillaceae
Exons: 3
Coding region: 1-1278 (425 amino acids)
Biological process (GO): biosynthetic process
Molecular function (GO): pyridoxal phosphate binding
Source: RefSeq, a predicted model, not a curated record
AUGAAUCCUGGACUCGAUACUCUUCGUCACAAGCUCGAACAGACAUUGGCUCUCCGGCGCAAGAAAGGGCGUCUGAUCGAGCCGCCUUCGCCGGCAAAGCUGGACGGCUUGAUUGAUUUCAGCUCUAAUGACUCGCUGUCUCUCACUACUCCCGGGAUUCUGACCGAGGCUUUCCUGAAACAGCUCGAGAUGCAUUCUGCGUUCACCAUCGGAAGUACCUCGUCGCGGAUUUUGGACGGUACCAAGCAGUACCUGAUUGACCUCGAACGGGACAUAGCCAAGUUCCACCGUGCCAAAACAGCCAUGUUUUUCAAUUCGGGCUAUGAUGCCAACGUGGCGCUCUGGUCCACGAUUCCUCAGCCCGGUGACUUCAUUCUGUAUGAUGAGUAUGCGCAUGCGAGCAUCCACGAUGGGAUGCGCCGUGGUCGGGCGACCACUCUGUCUUUCAAACACAACGAUUGCCAGGCCUUCAAAUUGUGUUUGGAGAAGAUUCGAACCGAGAACUCGGGAAUAGCAGAGGGACGUCAGGUGGUAUUCGUCGCUCUCGAAUCCUUCUACAGCAUGGAUGGGGACUCCGCUCCCGUUGUCGAGCUGCUCGAGGUGGCGCACAAGGCACUCCCCCGGAAGAACUUUAUAUUUUCGAUGGACGAGGCGCAUUCCAAUGGGAUCAUGGGACCGAAUGGCUCUGGGUUUGUGUGUCACUACGGAUUGGAGGAGCAUUCCCCCAUCCGGCUUCAAACAUGUGGCAAGGCGCUGGGGUCCACGGGUGCUGCUCUUUUGUGCAACGAGACCAUCAAAUCUGUUCUCAUCAACUAUGCCCGAGGGAUUAUCUUCAGUACGGCACCGAGUUUCCUCAGUGUGGCUGCGGUGCGAGCAGGAUACGACAUCAUAGGCAGUAAAGAAGGCGAAGAUCGUCGAAAACGCCUUCAAAGCAAUGUGUACCGCUUCUACACACAAUUGACAUCGCAUCCAGAUUGGCCGCAGAUCAAACGCAAGGGCACUUUCUACCUCCCAACCGAACAUACUUGGUAUUUGGGGCCAUUCCAGUCUCCAAUCGUACCUCUGGUUCCUCAGCAUGACCUCGCAGUUAACCUGGAAAAGUACUUGGAGCAGGCCAAAUACAGGGUGAUUACCGUGCAUUACCCUAUUGUUCCAGACAGGACGGGUCGCGUUCGAAUUGUUUUGCAUGCAGAUCAUACUCCGCAGCAGAUUGAUCAUGUUGUGGAACUUAUCAUGCAGUGGGCAAAUAAGCAGGGGGCAAGAGGGGCUCAUUUGUGA